AUGAUAAGCUUGGUGAUCUGGCAUAUAGCAGAAGGUAACUUCAAUUUCACAUCAACUGAGGUUACACAAGUGAGUGAUGGUGAUCCCAAAGUUGAAAGAGAGAAGAUUGCCUUCUCUUUUGACCUGAAUCAAUACGAUGAUGAUUUACACAUGUAUGAUGAUCCAAGACAUGCCGCCCCAAGUGAUAGUCCAAGAGAUGCUGCCCCAAGUGAUGGUCCCAGAGGUGCUGCCCCAAGUGAUGGUUCAAGAGAUGCUACACAAAGAGGUGGUGUUGCUGCUUCAAAUAACAAGCAUGUGAAGGAAUCAAAGAAGGGUAAGAAGCGUGAUGAUCCUAUGGUGGAAGUGAUGACACAAUAUGUGGAGAUCAAACGGAAGCAAGCGGAGGAGGAGUCUGCUCUAUUGGCCGGGGCAAAAAAUGCCCAAGAAUUCUCCAUCAGCAAGUGCAUUGCUGUUUUGCACAAGGUGGAAAGCAUCCACCGCGAUGAAAGAGCCACUGCCUACAAAGUGUUCAAAAGUGUUGAGAACCGUGAGAUCUUUCUUAAUUCUGCCGCUGAAGAUGAAGAAAGUGCAACAGUGUUUCUUCGAAGCGAAAUGGCAGAGUUUACUCAAUGUAUCUAA
Messenger RNA from Triticum aestivum (bread wheat), 618 nucleotides. RefSeq lists its product as uncharacterized. Bases 1 to 618 code for a protein of 205 amino acids. NCBI's taxonomy places the organism in Eukaryota, Viridiplantae, Streptophyta, Magnoliopsida, Poales, Poaceae. The transcript is spliced from 2 exons. The record is from RefSeq and is a predicted model, not a curated record.